CUUCUGACGCCGAAUCCUUCUCCUAGGAUGUCAGAAGCCAAAAUUGAAGAGACAGUUUGCGAAGACAGGAUCAGUGCUUUACCCGAAGAUUUGCUUGCGGUGAUACUUUUGCUUCUUCCGAUUAAAGAUGCAGUAGUCACCAUGAUUUUGUCUAAACGAUGGCGCUUUAUCUGGACGAUGUUGCCUAGACUUGAGUACAAAGAAAACAGAGAUGGUGAUGAUUGUUUUCUUGACAAGUAUAAUGAAAGUGAUGAUGUUGAUGAGAGCAAGAAGAGCAUUUGGUGGUUUUUUGAGAAGUCAAUGGAACUCCACAAAGCACCUGUCUUAGCAGCCUUGCUUCUCAAGCUUGGUCCAGGAUGUCCUAGUGAUGCUGAUGUCGGAAAGUGGCUUGCAAAGGCUGUUGAUCGUCGCGUGGCUGUUCUAAAAUUUAAGCUUUGCUGGUCCGCAUCUCCAAUCAGAUUGCCUAAGAGCCUUUACACCUGCGAAACACUCGAGGAACUAACUCUCUCUCACAAGAUUCUUGUGCAUCUCCCUUCUUCUUGUUGUCUCCCCUCGCUCUUAGUUCUUCAUCUUUUACAUGUGGUGUAUAAAGACGAGGCUUCUCUUGUUAGCUUCUUAUCGAGCUGUCCCGUUCUUGAGGUGUUGAGCGUGACACGAAACAAGGAUGACAAUGUGACAAACUUUAGUGUGAAAGUGCCUUCUUUACUGUACUUAUGGUAUGACAAUUAUGGUAGUAUUACGCCACUGUCACUUUCAUAUGACAAGGAUGUAGUAGAUACCGGUAGGUGUCUGGCUAUCGAUACUCCGGCAUUAGUAGACUUUCGAAUCAUUGAUUAUUCAGGAGACUCUUGCUCGACCGAGAUGAUGCCUUGUUUGGAGUAUGCAAAUAUCGAUGUUAGGUCUUUCCCUGAUAUCGACAAUCCCAAAACAACUCUUUCCGCGGUCUUGUCUCUUGAGUUGUUUAUGAGCAAUCAAGUGCUUGUGCGUUGUACCACCAUAAACUUCUCUCGGCUUAUAAAGUUAAUUAUAUUUCCACAUAGAUUAGACUGGUUGAAACCACUCUUACUUUUACUUGAGAAUGCUCCAAAACUUAAAGAUUUUUUGGAAUAUACCUUUAUCCCCCGGGAACGGAUCCCACUUUCAUGGAACCAACCGAGUUCUGUUCCUGGAUGCUUGUCGUCACAACUCGAAAGAUUUGAGUUUAGAGAAUAUGGAAACAGGAAAGAAGAGAAAGAAUUCUUCAAAUAUAUCCUAGCUACCUCUAAGUGUCUAAAGACCGCAACACUCUCUCUGAGACCCAGCUGGUUCGAUCGUGAAGAGCAAGAGUUGAUCAUGGAGGAGUUGAAAGGCAUUCCUAGGGUUUCAACGACAUCUCAGCUUUUGAUCCAAUGA
This is a messenger RNA of Thlaspi arvense, 1392 nucleotides long. The record is from the annotation of a GenBank genome assembly. NCBI's taxonomy places the organism in Eukaryota, Viridiplantae, Streptophyta, Magnoliopsida, Brassicales, Brassicaceae.